This is a messenger RNA of Lichtheimia ornata, 663 nucleotides long. RefSeq lists its product as uncharacterized. The transcript is spliced from 5 exons. Lineage: Eukaryota; Fungi; Mucoromycota; Mucoromycetes; Mucorales; Lichtheimiaceae. Bases 1 to 663 code for a protein of 220 amino acids. The record is from RefSeq and is a predicted model, not a curated record.
AUGGUCAAUCUUGUCGCUUUUGCACUCACGUGUUUUUCUUGUAUCUUGGUUUUCUGUGACCUGGGCUAUGCCUUUCCCAAUGGCAAACACAAACAGACUCCUCUUGGUGUCCCUUAUCAAGGCUCCCCCGUGACUCUUUCGAGACGUAUCUAUCACAGCUCCUCAAUCCCCUUCAAAAAGAAUGACGGCUGGUUGGGGAUGAACCUUGAUUACAAGUAUGUGGAGCCUAUUGCCAACAAGUUGAAUAGCACCGAACAGCCAUUGUUCAAUAGAGGCGAAUCCCACAUCACUGUGGUCACACCGCCGGAGUUCAAUCUCCUAGCCAACGCUGGUGUAACCUUGGACGAGAUCAACAACAUUGCCCGGCAACACAAAAUUCAAGCUAGCCGCUUCCGUGUCGUAUGUCUUGGUCGUGAAGAUGUUAAAGUCGACAAUGAGCAAUACAUCGUUUAUCAACUUAUUGUCGAUUCACGCGACCUGCUCAACAUUCGACGAGCCAUCUUCCGGUUGUAUGCAUCAAAAGGUGGUAACACGGCACUCUUCAAUCCCGAUAACUAUAACCCACACAUCACUGUUGCAUUCUCGGUGAAUGAUUUGUUUGAGGCGAAUGGUGUUUCGAAAGGCUACAAUGUUUGCUAUAGCCCCAUCCAUUUUGUUCAUUAA